This is a messenger RNA of Cherax quadricarinatus, 3112 nucleotides long. The record is from RefSeq and is a predicted model, not a curated record. Lineage: Eukaryota; Metazoa; Arthropoda; Malacostraca; Decapoda; Parastacidae.
GCGAAAGAUGUAAAUUUAAUUUGAUAGAAGCUACAAUAUAUAGAGACGUAUGAGAGAGUGGGCAGUGGGCGGAUGUAGAUGAGAUAAGGACAGAAUUGUUCGUGUCUAAAUGCUGAGACCACCUCGGUUUAUCGACGUAGAAUUGAAAAAGUCUAUAAGGAAAUAUAUUCAUUUACGGUCACUACUGUUUCUAUCGAAGGUGACUUAUACAUAAUAAAUAUGAAAGUAUCAACUAAAUAGCACAAGAUAGAAGAUACAAGUCGUAAGUUUUGAGAACCAAAAUUAAUACCAACAUGACGGACGAAUGGAUCUGCAGAUUCCAGGUGAUGCAACCUUCACCAGAAAUGAUUCCUCCAGAAAAUAAUAACAGUUCUUGUUAUAUAACAAGCACAUGUGUUGUUAAGAAGAUAGAUGAUUACAUGAAGAAGUUCAUAGAUAAAUACAACAGAGAAUGCUGCUUGGUGUGGCCCCAAAGUAACCCAGUAUUGUUGUUGUCUGGAGCAAAAUACGUUUACCAUUUUAAUCCCUCGAUCAUCGUUGGAGUAGUAGUAUUGAAAACUUUAUCGAAAUCGAAAUCUCUGUCUCUUAAUGGCCACCUUAGGCUAUAUAAAAAACGUCCUCUUCAGCCUCCUGAUUUUGAAUUAUUUCACAAAAUUUAUUUUGAAGAUGCUUAUUCCAUUAACGUCACUGAUGAAGACGAGAGUGAAAAUCAGUUUGUGAGGGACCUGUUCAACAGCUGGGUGGAUGAUGAGUUUUAUAAUAGCUUACACUGGAUCAUCAGCCCAUCUGUGGAUCAUCACUACAACACUCAAGUCUUAAAUCAAUUCACUACACUACUCCAUACGAUGCAGGAGUCACUGGAGAAUAGUAAUCAAUCAAGAUGUGAAACUUUGGAAGCAGUAUAUCCUGUACCAUCAACGUCAUCUCCGAAAAAGAGGAAAAGAGGUGGUGAAGUUACCGCCACAAAAAACAAAAUUUGGCGAUACUCUGUUAUCAGAGCUAAUCAAAAAAUAAAUUUGAAAGCGUUCUCUUGGGAAGAAAACAUACCAUUGGAUGAGUACAACCGUCCGAAAAUAAAUCAAUACCGUUUUUCACAGUACGUAAUAGGGAAAGGAGGCACAGUCAUCAAGGAAAUAAGUAACUCUUAAUUGUAAAAAAAAAAAAAUGUGAAAUUAUACAUUUCAAGGCAAAAUGUUAUGGCAAGGUGGAUAAGUAAGUAAAUUGCUGUAAGAGUAUUAUCGGGAAGCUUUAUAAAAUUAAAUUUCGACAUUUUUAAAGUGUACCUUUAUUUUUAUUACAACUGAUGUCCCCGAGUUAAGACAAAAAUGAUUCAAUGACUCUGUUCUGUUGUUUAUUAUUUAAGUUUUAUGUUGAUGUAGAACAUUUUUAAAGGUUAUAGGAAGAACUAAGGAUAGGUUAGGUAAAAUUCCGUCAGGAAACAUGACAAGUGUGUCCUGACGAGGGUCUAGGUCAUAUAUGUAUAUAUGAUCCGUCACUAGAGGUUGAGGAUAUCUGACCGAGGCCUUCCACUGGCCUACCGGUCCACCCCUUUAAAAAUUAAGGGUAGAGAUACUAUACACAACACCCUCUUAUACAGUGGUUCCCAAACUUUUUCAGCUUGUUACCCAAUUUAACAUGCCACAUAAAGCAUGUUACCCCUUUCACAAAAUGUUGUUAUUAUUGAUAUAUAUGGCUAAAUUAAAACACUUGAGAUAUUUUCUUUUAUUUAUUGUAUUUGAACAUUGUGCAUCUCUAAUGACUAUUACCAAAGAUGUCAAGAACAUCAGUGGGAUGGAUGGAGUUGCAUACUUGAAGCUAGUUUAGGAAUUCUUGACUUCGUGGUUGAAAGUGUCAGCCUGGCAUCGUUUGCAACAUUCAAGCGAGUCCUCUUUUUUGUUUUCAUACCCAGCACAGUUGAGAAGCCCUUCUCGCACAGAUACGUUGUUGAGAGGCAGCCUCAGGAAGUGAGUGACGAGUACUGGACAGGUCGAUCUGGGCUACUGAGUGACUUUUGUCCUGAAGCAUACUUGUCAAAAUACUUUUGGGUUUCCACACACUUAGCUAUAUAUUUCUUCUUUUCUAAUACUGUAUAUUAGUUUUUGAUGUUUAUUGUUAUUUGGUUUAACUUUAUUACUUACUUAUAAUAGGUUUACUUUACAACUUUAUAUACUAAGACAAAGUUAACAAUAAUCCUCAUACCGGGUACCGCAUUGUUUUCUUGAUUUUCAGAAUUCAUAACUUUUUUUCUGUCACCCCUCCAUUAUCCCCCAAAAAUGGUUAAAUUACCCCCAGGGGGUAAUUUACCCCCAGUUUGGGAACCACUGCUCUUAUAUAUUGACUACUACUCACGAGAUGGGUUUGGAGUAGUAAUUACGUAAUAGGUUCGCCGGUACUGUCCCGGGCGGGUAUUUUCUAGAUGGUAUGGGUUUAGAAAGAGGAAGGACAACACUUCUGUUUUUGUUGUAUCAAAAAUCUAUUUUUUUUAAUAAUGCUAGUGUGUUACUAUAUUCCAAUAUUUUUAAUAAUUACUCAAUAUUAGUCUGAUCAUGUGAAGCAUAUUUUUUAUUUUUAGUAUUACUGCUAGUUUAAAUUGCUUGAAAUGCUUUGCAUAACUUCUAUUAUGUAAGAAAUAUAGAGGCCAAUUAUUAUUAUUAUUAUUAUUAUUAUUAUUAUUAUUAUUAUUAUUAUUAUUUUCAGACUGAAUUUAGUAUUAUUGUAAAUAGUUCAUAAUUACUGUUGUAACCAUUGUGAAACUCCUUCACCUAACCCACAACUACUGUAACCUGUAUAAUCAGUCAUCACAGGUUAUAUACACUGAAAUGUGUAUUUCUUUCAGCGUAUGUAUGCUGAGAGUUUAAUUUAAUCCCUAUUUUAGGGAUUAAAAGAUUCUUGUCUGGUGCAGAAAAGGUUACUUACAGCCUUUAAGAUGGAAGGGGGUCUGCUCAGAGCAAACAUUUUUUUUAUUUGUCUUGUUCUUUUUAUUUACUGAAAGUGUACAUAUAUGUGGGAAUGUGGUUUUGUAGGAGUUUCAUGGUGAGUACAGGAAAAUUUGACACAAUUAGAAAUUGGUUAAAUGAAUUUUCAGUACACAUUAAAGAAUCAAAAUACAUCA